Molecule: messenger RNA, 2805 nt
Organism: Carassius auratus (goldfish)
Lineage: Eukaryota; Metazoa; Chordata; Actinopteri; Cypriniformes; Cyprinidae
Product: zinc finger and SCAN domain-containing protein 12-like
Exons: 3
Coding region: 400-1632 (410 amino acids)
Biological process (GO): regulation of transcription by RNA polymerase II
Molecular function (GO): RNA polymerase II cis-regulatory region sequence-specific DNA binding; DNA-binding transcription factor activity, RNA polymerase II-specific
Source: RefSeq, a predicted model, not a curated record
UUUACUGUAUAUCAGAACUGCUGUAACUGAAUUACAAAUUGAAGAAGUGUGUGUAUAAUAAUGUGUAUAUAUUGUCGCAGUUACCUGUGAAUUCGAUUACCAGGAAUUUCAUCAAGUAUAUUGACGUUUUAUGAUUUAAAGUUUUACAAUUACAAAAAUGUUCCACAGUGACUUUUAUUUUGACAAAACAUCUGAGCGAAGCCCCCCGGAAACGACAUCAGCCUCCACUAGCAACAGUGUCAAAGCGUUAUACCGUUUCAGACAGAAAAUCAAAACAACACACGACAGUCUUAUUUCACCAACGACGAACGAAAUAAUCGCCGUAUUCUAAACCUGUACUGCAACGGGACCUUGGUUUUCCACGGGACCUACGGGCGGCCCAAACACAGAGGAGCGCGAAUGAUGGCGAAUUACCGGGCGUUUCACAGCCAGCUCGCGACCAUCAUGGAGACGCUGACUCGUGCGGCGGUGGCAGAGAUCUGCGAGCUCGUUGACGAAGGUUACGCGGUUUUACACAUCGAGAUCUCACGCCACCAGAAAGAGAACGAGGAGCUCCGAAGGAAACUGCAGCUCAUAGAGUCCAUCGUCGCGGCGCGGGGGUACAGCGAGGAGACACCCGUGGCGCGCGACGGUCGGUGUGAUGGUAACCUGAGUAACGUUACUCGCGAGUCGCUAGUGGGCAGAAAAACGCAAGAAGACGAAGAGUCCACCAGCCGACGUACAAUGUUAGAGAUGCGUGAGCUUCGCGAGGAGGGAGAGUUGAUCCAAAUGCAGAUCAAAGAGGAAGGUCUCGAGCAGCCGCCGCUGGGAGAUGAUGACGACGAUGAGGACGAAGGUGAAAGUGUUUCUGCAGUAACUCACGACUCUCCGAAACCAGAUGUUGCCGAACUCUCGGGGCAGGAAUCUCACACACACUCACACUCCCCUGAUCAUGACACGCACUCUCACACACUCACGUUUGCAGGCACACACUCCGGCGCUGAUGAGUCCCAGCACUCCAGCGUCGACUUGGCUGCUUCAGAUAAUGCUUCCUUCUCCCUCGCACAAACCUCGUCAGAUACCCGCGCUUCCCAAGUCCCUAGAGUGUUUCAGGAAGACUUGUGCUUGAAGGCUGAUAUGGAUCUGGUAUCCGACUGGGCCACACACUCUGUCCGUGACACACUCACACACUUGCAGAGCUCUCCACAGAGGGUUGGCGGGUCUGACUCUCUCGUAUCCCAUAAUUCUCCCUUGUUUGCAGCACAGCGGCUCGUUGCUCUGGGUAACGUCUCAGGACUGGGUCUGUACGGCCGGAUGGGCACUUUACGGACAGGUGGAGCCGGCAAGCGACACUUCAUCUGUUCGAUCUGUGGUAAGAGUUUCACAACGUCGCAGAGUUUGGACACACACAUGCGCAUUCACACUGGAGAACGACCGUACCGCUGUGAGCAGUGCGGGAAACGCUUCACACAGUCCGGACACCUCACGGCUCACCAGACUGUCCACACCGGAGAAAGACCAUACGAAUGCACCCGCUGUGGAAAACGAUUCGCAGGGAAACAGUACCUCCGCAUACACACCAAGAAACACCAUCCUGACUUGCAUGCACUUUCCCAUAUACAGACUCACACACUGCAGGACACGCUUCCCUGAAAGAUGCACAGGCUCACAACAGAGAAUGAAGGACACCAUUUUUGAUGUUUGUUUAAUAUAUUUUAUAUAUUCUGUUCCAAGUGUAUUUUUGCAGUGUUCCGGCACUUAUUUUAACAGGUAAUUUUGCAGAAACUAAAGCAGUGAAAUGCAUUCUGUAUACAUACUGCAGGGAGACCAUGUGAAAGCCAACAUUAGAAAGCUGGAUUGAGCACAUUCAGAUUCUGAGACCUUCAAUAUGAAAUACUCCGUUUCACCUGAAUAGCAAAUGUACAGGAAAAUGUGUUGUUUGAGGAGUUUGUUAUGAUCUAAAUUAGAUAUAAUUAUAGAUUCUAAAUUUUUAUUUGCAGGAAGUCACAGCAAAAACACUAACUGGAUUUGUCUGUGUUGUAUUUAAUAGGAAUAAAUGGUUAAUUGAGGAAUUUUAUCUUCAAGUCUUAUUUGUGACUUGUCACUUAAAUUUUUUUUAGGUUGUAGAUGUUUUUCAAAUAUUCUGUGGGAUGUUAUACUGAUACUAUUGUAAUGCUUCUUUGAAGGAGAAAAAUAGAUUCAACUUCAGUAAUGAACAAAGAUAUAACAAUUGACAAUUUUAUGGGAAUAUUUCUUUAUGAAAAAAAGGAGAAAAAGGAUUCAUACUUGAUUUCAAUCAAUGCAUACAAACCCUGGAUUUAUUCAAAGGCAAUGCUUCAUGUAGAAAAUGUUUUAAAGUCACUUUUCUGACUUUUAUCUUCAUAACAUGAGUGCACAGCAGGGGUCUAAAACUGAAUGUGAUUAUUGUGAGGAACUUACUAAACAGCAAACUAUUACUUUCACAUACAACCUAAUCAAGGUACCUCUAAGAUUUUAAAUUAUUUCAAUCAAUGAAUGUUUGUUUAUAAAUCAACAUGUCACUUUGAUGAAUGUAAACAGUUUGAAAAUCCUGGUGUACAGUAUUUAAAAUCUAUUUUUACAAAUAUGCUUUUCAUUUAUAUGUAAAUUAAUGUAUUUUCUUUAUAAAGUCUCAGAAAACACCUAGAGCAACAUUCAAAUAUUUACAAAAAAUAUUUAAGCAUAAUCUACAAAACAAAGUACAGUAUUUUUCGGACUAUAAGCACCUGAGUAUAAGUCGCAUCAGUCCAAAAAUACUUAAUGAUGAGGGAAAAAAACAUAUAUAAGUCCCACUGUACUAUAAGUCAC